CAAUGUCUGCACAGAGUCCAGCCCACGUUGAGCCUCAGCUUGUCUUAACUUGCUGCAGAAGGAAAACACCUCCUCAGAUACAGUCGUCUGGAGCUCUGAGAGCAGCAAUUAUUAUUAUUAAUUUACCUAAUUUUUAUUUUUAUUUAUAACCACGGGGAAAGUCUCCCUGAAACUAUAUUGGUACAGCCUCAAGGUUUUUCUAUCCUAUUUAGUUUUUAUUAUUUCAGGGUCGGAUACAACCACAAAUACACUGAUGGGGAUGAAACGUUCUGUGACUUAUCCAGUUACACUGAUGCUGCUCCUGAUAACCUGCAAGGACUGCACCGGAUUUAACGUUGACUUCAGGGCCACUGUACUGGGGGUCCGACUGGGUGUCAACACCUACACUACGGGUUUUUUAUGAUAUGGACACAGCCACCAGAGGUAAUAAAUCUAUACACUUGCAGUGGAUCCUCCUGAGGACCUCGUGAUUCUAGACCCUGGUCAUCUUGGACGCCUUGACGUUACAUGGAGACCCCCGGCCAGCUUGAUCAACAUGACAGAGUGCACCAUACGGUACCAGCUGGAGUACUACAACACAAACAAGGACAGCUGGACGGCCAUCAGGACGCCUUGGAGGUCUUACAACGCUCAGUUCGACCUGAUGAAAGACGUCAGAGUGAGAGUGUACACGCUGCUGAAUGGACCCUGCACCAAUGGCACCUUGGUCAAGAGUGUGAGCUACACAGAACUGGUUCAAAAACCUUCCAACAAAGGUGUUGUCGGUUCCAGGGUCAAGGAUUUCAUCUGUGUCUUCUAUAGCAUGGAGAACAUGGAGUGCAAAUGGGGAAGAAACCCAAAGAUACCAGACAGCUCACAGCAAAAUCUUUAUUUCUGGCACAAGGACCUGGAACGGGCUGAGGAAUGUCCGAAGUACAUCAUUUCAGGUGGAGUCAGGAGCGGCUGCAACUUCACGAAGAAUGAUCUUCCUCAUUUCACUGAUAUAAAUUUUUGCCUCAAUGGUUCCUCGCCUGACGGACCCCUGAAACCAACAUUCACCUCCCUGCAAGUCCAAAACCAAGUGAAGCCUGGGGCCCCACAGAAGCUGCAUCUGCUAAGGGGUCCAGACAAGCAACUGGAAAUACAGUGGGAAAGUCCUGUUGGGAGUGUUCCUGAACACUGCCUUGAAUGGGAGGUAGAACACAGUCAAGAGGGACCUGACGGAAAAAUAACAACGCACAAGAGUUUAACCACAGAGAGAAGCCUGACUCUGCCCCUCAACCCCGACAAUGAAAGAAACUGUUUCAAGGUGCGGUCCAAAUUACAUCAGUAUUGUGUGGACAAAAGCUUCUGCAGUGAGUGGAGUCGUCCAACCUGUCACCCAGAAAUGAAAGAAGUCCGCCCUAAACCAGAAUGGGACAUGGUACGGGUCUAUGUAUACAUUGCUGUUGCCAUCACUGCCACACUGGUGCUGACUCUGGGUUUGGGUACAAUGCUCAAACUGAGGACAUCAAGACAAGCGAAGAAGCGUGACUCUGUGACCUGUUUGUCAGAAGUUCAGCUCCUACAAUGACGGAGGCCUGAAGGGAUAAGUGUGAUUGGAAAUCACUAUGAAGCCCUGAAACAUGGCGUCCAGUCAUUGACUGAUUGUAACCACUGCUGACACAUGAGUGUAGAUGCUACAUAUUAGACUGAAGGCUGCAAUAGGUUAUUUACAAAAACAAAUAAUUUGCACAGCAGUAUUAUAUUGCUUCUCUGUGCACUGCGUUUUUAUUAUAUUGUUUCAUGCAACGGCUACAUUUUUACGAUUGCUCUGAGAUGUGUUAUUAACCGGAAUUGUUUUGUGUCAAGUUUUAUUGUUUCCUUUUUGCCUCAAAUCUUGCCAGUUAGUUCAGACAACAACAGUUUUAUUUAGUGUGAAUCCGGCACACAGGGAUCACAUAUGUGCAAUGGUUUUAUGUUACUGCACUCAACUUGACUUUCAUCGGCUGCAGAAUUCACAGUCUAAGUUUGAGAGAUUUACAUCUUUUUAAAUGGUUAAUUUAAAGAGAGGAACUUAGUUUAAAGUUUGAAAACACAAUGCUGCCGGCUCACAGGCCAUAUGUUCACAGAUUCAACGCCUUGAGGAAAUUUCUUGGAGAUGAACUCAUGGAUAAGCUGAUAAAAGUUUGGUGGUAACACAUCACUGACCUCACAAAGCACAUGUUGUGCCUUGCCUUGCCUUUUUGAUGAUUUCAGUGUGUCAUAAGAUGUUUGUUUUUUAUUAUUAUCACAGCAUAGCAAAUCAUGGUAAUUAACAUUUCAAGAAACCUGAAGUGAAAUGUUGACUUUUGAAUGAUACUGAUGUGUCAGCAUAUUGUGGAGAAAAUAACACAAUAAAAUGUUUAAUAG
Molecule: messenger RNA, 2370 nt
Organism: Hippoglossus stenolepis (Pacific halibut)
Lineage: Eukaryota; Metazoa; Chordata; Actinopteri; Pleuronectiformes; Pleuronectidae
Gene: il13ra2
Product: interleukin 13 receptor, alpha 2
Exons: 9
Coding region: 536-1552 (338 amino acids)
Biological process (GO): cytokine-mediated signaling pathway
Cellular component (GO): external side of plasma membrane
Molecular function (GO): protein binding; cytokine receptor activity
Source: RefSeq, a predicted model, not a curated record